Molecule: messenger RNA, 3207 nt
Organism: Rhinolophus ferrumequinum (greater horseshoe bat)
Lineage: Eukaryota; Metazoa; Chordata; Mammalia; Chiroptera; Rhinolophidae
Gene: PRDM8
Product: PR/SET domain 8
Exons: 9
Coding region: 951-3011 (686 amino acids)
Biological process (GO): regulation of DNA-templated transcription
Cellular component (GO): nucleus
Molecular function (GO): protein binding
Source: RefSeq, a predicted model, not a curated record
CCCAGCACCCUGGAGCCCGGGCUGGAGGGCGGCUUCUGCCUGGGCAUUCCGCCCCAGCCCUCUCGGCCGGAAGAAUGCAGAAGGGCAUGGUCCUGAAUGCUGCUUGGGGCCACGCUUUACCAGAUGUCCUGUUAGCUGCUGAGUAAAAACGUCGUCCUCCAUUAUCCUAUUAUCCAUAGAGAACAACAACAACAACAACAAAGGUGUAAGUGCUCCCACUGGAAAAGUAAGAAGAGGACACUGGUCCUGAAGGCAUUGGACAGUGAAGAGGCACCUGGUGAUGUAGAAACUGAAGAGGAGAGGGCAGGAGAGGCAUGCAGCUUCCCGAAGGGUCACCUAACUUUCUGCCACAAGCUACCUCUUCCCGAUUCGACAUGUGCCACCACCCCACAUACCGACAUGCACCUUUGCAUUUUGUUUCUCUCUGAAGAGGAGACAAGUGGAGCAGGAGAGCUUCCUUGGACCGCAGGCACCGGCGAAGAAAGGCGCUCUGGGCCUGGCUGCCUCACUGGGUUCCGGGGUGAAGUCUCAGAGCUGCGAGAGAAUCUAACACGGAGUAGAGUUGAACGGCGAAAAAGAACCUCAAGAGUCCCCCAGCGAAAAUGUGUUGCGGUCCCUGUAGAAGGAGUCAACUUUCAGGCUGUUAAAGACCUCAAGUCAUUAGCAUCAGCUGCUACACCAACGGGGCCAGCCAGCGCCUCUAAGUGGCUUAGCACACAGACGGGGCUCCCGAGACAGCCGCCGCAACUCUAUCCACUUUUCCACCACCCGCUGGACGUGAAAAGCACAUCUUUCUUUGGACCACAUCUCGGCAGAACCUACAAGACAGCAACACCAACACCUCUUGACAUGGAAAUACACUGAUACAAUAGGCAAAAGCAACACCCGAUUGCAUCUCCCAGUUCUUGGUGGCCUUAUUUGGGCGAUUCCAUCCUGACCUUAUUCCUGUGAUGGAGGAUUCGGGCAUCCAGCGAGGCAUCUGGGACGGGGAUGCCAAGGCUGUCCAACAGUGUCUGACAGAUAUUUUCACCAGCGUUUACACCACCUGCGACAUUCCUGAGAACGCUAUAUUCGGUCCCUGCGUCCUGAGCCACACUUCCCUGUACGACAGCAUAGCUUUCAUAGCUCUCAAGUCCACCGACAAGAGAACAGUUCCUUACAUCUUCCGGGUAGACACCUCAGCGGCAAAUGGUUCCUCAGAAGGUCUCAUGUGGCUGCGUCUGGUCCAAUCAGCCAGAGAUAAAGAGGAGCAGAACCUUGAAGCCUAUAUAAAAAACGGACAGCUGUUUUACCGCUCUCUCCGCAGGAUUGCCAAAGACGAGGAGUUACUAGUUUGGUACGGGAAAGAACUGACUGAGUUACUCUUGCUCUGCCCCUCUAGACCUCACAGCAAAAUGAAUGGGUCGUCCCCUUACACAUGCCUGGAAUGCAGCCAACGUUUCCAGUUUGAGUUCCCCUAUGUGGCGCAUCUGCGCUUCCGCUGCCCCAAAAGACUUCACAGCGCUGAUAGGAGCCCCCAAGACCAGCAAGGCGGCGGCGUGGGCACCAAGGAUCACGCGGGCGGCGGCUGUGGCAAGGACCAGCAGCAGCAGCAGCAACAGGAGGCUCCCUUGGGACCCGGCCCUAAGUUCUGCAAAGCCGGCCCCAUUCACCACUACCCGACCCCCUCCCCCGAGGGCAGUAACCCACCCGUGGCUGGCGGCGGCAGCAGCGCGAAGCCAUCCACGGACUUCCACAACCUGGCCCGGGAGCUGGAAAAUUCCGGGGGAGGCAGCAGCUGCUCCCCCGGCCGAAGCCUCAGCAGCGGCAGCGGCGGCGGCGGCGGCGGCCACCAGGAGGCGGAGCUGAGUCCCGACGGCAAGGCCGCGGGCCUGGGCAAAGGGAAGAGGAAAUUCCCGGAGGAGGCGGCAGAGGGAGGCGGCGGCGGCGCGGGGCUGGCGGGGGGCCGGGGCCGCUUCGCAGAGCGGCCGGUGCCCGCUUCGAAGGAGGACCUCGUGUGCACGCCGCAGCAGUACCGCGCCUCGGGCAGCUACUUCGGCCUGGAAGAGAACGGCCGCCUCUUCGCGCCGCCCAGCCCCGAGACCGGCGAGGCGAAGCGCAGUGCCUUCGUGGAGGUGAAGAAGGCGGCCCGAGCGGCCGGUCUGCAGGAGGAGGCGGCCGCCGACGGCGCGGGCACAGCCGCCGAAGACCAGGACGCGGGCGGCGGCGGAGGCUCCUCUACACCCGUGGCCGCGUCGCCUGCCGGUGCCGAGAAGCUGCUGGCCCCGCGGCCUGGGGGCCCGCUGCCCAGCCGGCUGGAGGGGGGCAGCCCGGCGCGGGGCAGCGCCUUCACCUCAGUGCCGCACCUGGGAGGCGCGGGCGGCGGCGGUGCGGGGAGCGGCGCGGGCGCGGGGGCCGCGGGCGGUGCGGGCAGCGGCCAGGGCGCCGCGUCCGACGAGCGCAAAAGCGCCUUCUCGCAGCCGGCGCGCUCCUUCUCGCAGCUGUCCCCGCUGGUGCUGGGCCAGAAGCUGAGCGCGCUCGAGCCGUGCCACCCCGGCGACGCUGUGGGCCCCACCAGACUCUACCCCGCCGCCACCGACCCUCUGGCAGUGAAGCUCCAGGGAGCCGCGGACCUGAACGGAGGUUGCGGGGCCCUGCCGAGCGGCGGCCUGCCCAAACAGAGCCCCUUCCUCUACGCCACCGCCUUCUGGCCCAAGAGCUCCGCGGCCGCGGCAGCAGCGGCGGCCGCGGCCGCGGGGCCCCUGCAGCUGCAGCUGCCCUCGGCGCUCACGCUGCUGCCGCCCUCUUUCACCUCCCUGUGUCUGCCCGCGCAGAACUGGUGCGCCAAGUGCAAUGCCUCCUUCCGCAUGACCUCCGACCUGGUGUACCACAUGAGGUCGCAUCACAAAAAGGAAUACGCCAUGGAGCCCUUGGUGAAGCGGAGGCGGGAAGAGAAACUCAAGUGCCCCAUUUGCAACGAGUCCUUCAGGGAGCGCCACCACCUCUCCAGGCACAUGACCUCGCAUAAUUGAUGCGGAAAGGACCCCAGCUUUCCACGCGCUCACACGCACAGUCAAGCCACCUGUAGGAACAAAUAAGCGAGGACAUCCACCGUCUCCUUGUGACCUGAAACAUUGCACACACACACACACACACACACACACACACACAAUCUCCCCCAGCCUUCUCAUUCAAAUGUUUACCCGCGACUUACACUACACUACACUA